AUGAUUGCUGGGACCGAGACGACAGCUACGUUGUUGAGUGUGCUCACGUUUCUUCUUUGUCGGAACGCCGACAAAUUGAGGAUUCUUUGUAAAGAGAUCCGGUCGCUCCAUCUUCAGGACCUGAACAUCAUCAACCUGCAACGGCUUCCUUAUCUCAACGCGUGUCUAGAAGAGGGGCUUCGCAUGUAUCCCCCGCUCCGGGCGUGGUGGCUUGUGUGGCUCCUCAAGAAGGGUCAACUGUCUGCGGGCAAUUCGUCCCAGGAGGAAAGCGUCGCGCAGUACACAGGUUACACUCCGGCCUGCAAUUUUGCUAAUCCGUAUGAUUUUGUGCCCGAACGUUGGUUGGUUGAACCGCCCGAGAAGUACGCAAAGGACAACAAGGAGGUUGUUCAACCCUUUUCGUAUGGGCCGAGAAACUGCAUUGGCAAGAAUCUUACCUAUCACGAGAUGCGUCUCAUUUUAGCCAUAGUGCUGUGGAAGUUCGACAUUGAGCUUGCGGAUAAGAACUCGAAUUGGAUCGAUCAGAAGUCUUUUGGUAUCUGGAAGAAGUCUCCCCUGGGUGUUCAUCUUUGUUCUCGUGAAGACCGUAUGUAG
Colletotrichum paranaense is the source of this 594-nucleotide messenger RNA. Its product is annotated as averantin oxidoreductase. The transcript has 3 exons. The record is from RefSeq and is a predicted model, not a curated record. Lineage: Eukaryota; Fungi; Ascomycota; Sordariomycetes; Glomerellales; Glomerellaceae. The coding region runs from base 1 to 594 and encodes 197 amino acids. Gene Ontology annotation, molecular function: iron ion binding; heme binding; oxidoreductase activity, acting on paired donors, with incorporation or reduction of molecular oxygen.